Molecule: messenger RNA, 2589 nt
Organism: Trypanosoma theileri
Lineage: Eukaryota; Euglenozoa; Kinetoplastea; Trypanosomatida; Trypanosomatidae
Product: putative DNA photolyase, putative,cryptochrome
Exons: 1
Coding region: 1-2589 (862 amino acids)
Biological process (GO): photoreactive repair
Molecular function (GO): FAD binding; DNA binding
Source: RefSeq, a predicted model, not a curated record
AUGAAACGAAUUUCAUUACGUGUGUCUCCUUCACCAUCGCUCCCACGACACUUCUCUUCCUCCUCAUGUUUAUCAUCUUCUUUGACUACUGUAUGCCGGUAUGGCAGUCAUCAAAGUAUCUCUUUCUCUCAUGAUCUAGGUGAGGAGAGUGUUGUUCAUAUGAAUAUGAAUAUGGAGCAGCAGGAGGAGUUUAUAAAUCAGGCGGAAUUAUUUGCAUCUAUGGAAGAUGUGGAGACUCCUGUUUUUAAUUACAAACUGGAAGAGACGCCGGUGGUGAUAGAUACGGAAGUGAUUGCGGAUGCGAAAGAGUUGGAAAAUGUAGCGGCAAAUGAAUUAUUAAAUGAAGAUGAGGAAAUUCUCCUAAUGCCAGAUCUGAAUGAAGAGAAUACGAAUGAUAAUAACAGCAACAGAAAUAUGAAGAAGAAAAAAAUGGAAUCCAAUCUUUCAGUUCCUCCUCCAUCAGAGACAUGGAUAGCACGAAUGCAAGAUGCUUCUAGUUAUCUAAGUAAACAAGAUGCCCUUUAUCUUUCCAUACCUACACCAGAAGAGGUUCAACUUCCACCUCCAACUAGUCCAGAACUCUCAUCUUGUGUGAUGGUUGUUUUUGCGGCUAAUGAUUUACGUGUUCAUGAUAAUUAUGCCUUGGCGCUUGCGGCUGUGCGGGCAGAACAGGCGGGAGGCAUACCAGUUGUUGCCGUUGCCGUUGUGGAUUACCGUCUGUUUGCCCAACCAAGUGCGGUGGGUGCAUUCUUUCGUCAAAGUCCAAUGCGGGCACGUUUUUUUCUUGAAACUUUAGAGAAAUUGCGUGAAAAACUGGAAAGAGAAUUACAUGUACCACUUUUAAUUAGAUGUGGUCGUCCAGAGGAACAUAUUCCUCGUCUUGCGGUGGAGUGUGGGGCUACAGAUGUCUUUCUUACUACACAGUAUGCACCUCAUGAGAAAUACGUACAUGAUACUAUUAUGGAGAGAAUUAAACAUAGACGUUGGAUAAGCCGAGAUGCGGAAACGGGUCUCAUUGCAACUGAACAUGAUGCGACUCUUAUACAUCCGUAUAGUAUGCAUUCAUCUAAUAGUUCUCAUCAUUGUAAACAUAUAGUGAUAACGAGGGAAGCACCUGUACCUCAUAGUGUUUGGCAAACAACACUUAUACAUGUGGAUGAUUUGCCUGUUUCUGUUGCGUCCAUGCGAGAGGGAGAACGAUGGUAUCAUGAUGAUGUGACGAUUGCCCGAAUUCGUCCAACACGACCGUAUGAUUCUUACAUUUCACGUCUUUCUGCACUUCCAUCCCGUUCUGAACUUCUCCCUACAUCAUCAGAGUUACGUGGUAUACAUUCCCCACCUGCUUAUCGUGGGGCAUUACCAACAUUAACAGAAUUGGGAUACGGCAGUGCAGAGGCUUUUGUUGUCUCUGAAGUUAUCGCUACACAAUCUUCACAUCCACCUGGUGAAGUGGCCGCGAUGGAACGUGUGGAUGCGUGGCUUGCAGAUGCGGGAGUUACAUCACUGUUGAGAACAGGAAGAGAACAUCGUACCAACACAAAAUUAUAUUCUCAACGCCUUUCACGUCUCUCUCCAUAUAUCGCUCUUGGUUCACUCUCACCACGCCGUCUGUAUGAAUCCCUGCGGGUCUACACAAGUGAACAUCUACGAGAUCAAUUUGUUCAGAUGCAAUACCGUGAGGCCCUAUUGCGGUUAUCACGACGUGAUUAUUGGCAUUGGAUGGGAUUACGUUAUGGUCCACAACUCUUCUUUCCUUAUGGCCCACGUCCGGAACACACGGAUGACAUUCCAGACUGGCGUCAUGAUGCGAAGAUUGUACAGAAAUGGUGUGCAGGACUCACUGGUAUUCCACUCGCAGAUGCGGCCAUGCGGGAAUUAAACACAACUGGAUUUGUUGCACAUGAAGGACGUCAGGCAUUGGCGUGGUUACUUACCCGUGGAUAUGGACAAGAUUGGCGUCUUGGGGCGGAGUGGUUGGAGCGAUGUUCACUUGAUUAUGAUCCUUUUAUCUGUUAUGGUAACUUUGCAUACUGCAGUGAACUUAUUCGAGAUGACUUUGGUGAGGCGGUUCGUAAUAUUCAUUGGCUCGCUCAUCAUCAUGAUCAGACAGGCAUCUAUGUGAAGAAGUGGCUUCCACAGUUGAGUAAAAUUCCUCCUGUGUAUAUUCACAGACCACACGUUCUCACACCACGAAUGCAGGCUAUGCAUGGAAUUCAACUUGGAAAGAACUAUCCAUAUCCAUUGAAACUGUGGGAUGGCGCCCAAUACACAUUAAGUAGUGAAGAACUUACAACACACUUUGACAGAGAAAGUUUAUGGCAGGAAAAGGCAAAGAAUGGUGCUGGUGGUUCUGGAUACACAGAGGCACUCCGACAUGGACUUGCCAUUAUGAAAGUGAAUGAGUGGAAUGCGUCAGAUUCAUUAGAUGAAGUUAAACAGCGGCCAUGGGUACAUCAUUUGCCCAAAUCGGCAUUUCCAGAUAAUGAGGAGGAGGAGGAAAUGCAUCACAUCACUGCUCAACACAAUAGACCUGCAGAAAAUAAGGUCCAACAGCAGUAUCAACAAGAACAGUUUGUGUCUUUGGAAUAG